Molecule: messenger RNA, 1195 nt
Organism: Coregonus sp. 'balchen'
Lineage: Eukaryota; Metazoa; Chordata; Actinopteri; Salmoniformes; Salmonidae
Source: the annotation of a GenBank genome assembly
AUGGCUGUAUGGCCUUGCCUUGUCAACUUCAGUGUACCUUCCAAGGAUAGCCCAGGGAUACUGGCUGAAGUAAUCAAUGAAAGACCGGGGGGAGGGAGAAGAAAUACUGUCAAAGAGAGGAAGAUCCUUGGAGUUCUAUUUGUACCUCAUGGUUGGUGUUACUGUAUACCCUUUGGUCUACUAUGUAUUUCAAGUUGGUCUUUACCAUCAACAUGUGAUAUGUGCUGAUUUUCAAUGUUUUAGAGAGUAUAUUUCCUUCUUUACAGGAAUAGGUCCACACCCAGCUGUUUUAGACCUAUACACAUACGGAAGAGGGCUAUCUGAAACUAAAGCUUCUCUUCUUGCCAACAGUUUGUGGUCUUUACAGUGUCAUUAUAUGGCUAUAAUGCCCCGUGUAGCUCAGUUGGUAGAGCAUGGCGCUUGCAACGCCAGGGUUGUGGGUUCGAUUCCCACGGGGGGCCAGUAUGAAAAAAUGUGUGCACUCACUAUAAGUCGCUCUGGAUAAGAGCGUCUGCUAAAUUACUAAAAUGUAAAAUGUAAUGAUCUUCCUAAAAACGUGACUGCGAUCCAUCUGGAGUAUUCUGAGGAGGUGAUUCAAGUUCUUGAAAAAGCAGCUGCAGGUAAGCAUUAAAUAAUCUGAUUUUAUUUCCAUAUUAACUUUUUUGUAUUACUUUACGUUACAGAAAAAAGUGGUAACAACAUGGUAAUAAGGUGGAAACUAGUUGUAAUUGCUUAGUUUCUCAUAGUCAUAUAAUUACCCUAUUAAUUGAUGUGUAAUUACUUAAAUAUUACUUCAAAUCACUGUACUACCAGAAUGUCUUAAAGUUGAUGCUUUAUUUGUUGUUGUUUUUUUUUCUUUUAAGAUUUGCAGCUCUGGAUUAGGUUUGUUAUCACUGUCCAAAAGUGGGGAUCUUGCACUUUCCAUUGCUACUACGGUAUGCUGCAAUGGGAUGGGUCGGUGAAUGGUUGCAAUGCCAAUGCCGUGAUUCUUCUUCAAUAUAAAGGCACAGUCAUCCGACUCAUACCUCCCCUUAUGUUUGUUACCAAAAGAGUCUUUGCUAGCAAGUCAGGGGCCUUAAAUGUGAAAUAUGAUAUGAAUGACCCCAUGGCAGAGGAGAAUCACGCAACACUCAUCCCAAUUGAGAGAGCCAAUGGAAGGUUUCUCUUUGUUGCUGCAGAGGAUGACCAAAACUGA